Oryza sativa Japonica Group (Japanese rice) is the source of this 1195-nucleotide messenger RNA. RefSeq lists its product as uncharacterized. NCBI's taxonomy places the organism in Eukaryota, Viridiplantae, Streptophyta, Magnoliopsida, Poales, Poaceae. The record is from RefSeq and is a predicted model, not a curated record.
UAACUGCUAAGAAUUUGCAUGAGCUAGCAAUUCGCAUGAUUGCGAUCGAUCGAGGAUAUCGAGACCGGAGAGGAUUUCAGAGGGCGUGGUUGGCCGGGGUCGUGGUGUUCCGGCGAUGCAAGGGGAGAGAGACGACGAGGCGGCGGGUUGUUUUCCGGCGGGAGGCGGCAAAGGCAAGGCGCCGUCCCCGCCGCCGCCGCCGCCGAGCCACGAGUUCGACGGUGGGCACCGACGCGGGCUGAUCAGGCGGCGGCGGAGGUGGAGGCCUGUCCGCGGCGAGGUGUUCGCCGUCGGGUUCAUGGUGGCGGGCGCGGCUUACUUCCUUCUUGCCGAUGCUCUCGCCGUGGGCCGGGACCCGGCCGACGGCGGCGACCCUUCCGGCGGGUGGUUCUUCGCCGCCUACGUGCUCUGGAUCACGGGGCUGAACCUGUUGUACGUGCUGGAUUAUCUGAUGAACUGACGAUCGAGCACUCGCGCCGCAACGCCGGCCAACUCCGGCCGUCUGCUUCACAUACGGUAAGCCUUUUCGAUCGCCGGCAGCCGCUACCAAUUCCUCAACCAGCUACCGCAACCACAAUCCCAACUGGUGGACGUACGAUCGCACUUCCCAUCGGCGAUCGAUCGCCGCUUAAUUCCUUCCUCCACCAAAUUAACCUGACGGAUGAUCGAUCAGCCAGUACUCGCGACAGAUUGUUGCUCCCACCCUAGAUCUCAUCUAAAGUACUAGCUUUGUGGUUUACUCCGACCGAGUUAAUUAUCGAUCUAUACCCUGUCGACAUGCAUCUAUCUCCACCUCGAUCUCCUCAAGAAGAGAGAGAGAUCCAUCUACCCUCUCUGAUCUCUUGAUCAUUCAUUCUUGGAAGCAUUUCUACUGAAUAAUCUUGUGAUACGCAUGCAAUUUCGCGCUUGCGUGCGUUUCUCUCUACGACUAUAUCCAGCUAAUUGUCUGGAAGAUCUCUGCCCUCACGUGUAUAUGAAAAAUACAAAAGCUAGGAUCGAUUUGAUGGAAGAUUUAUCUCAAACACCACCACCACCAAGUCCCAGGAUGUGCAUGCGCUCGAUCUCUGUUUUUCUGUCAACCUAGAUAGCUUCAAGGUGAAGCAUCAAAGAGGACGAUGCUAUUAUAUUGUAAUCUGAAGACUAAUGUGUUGGCUUAAUUUGUAUAUAUCCAAGUGUACUACAGUACUACUACGUA